UCUCUGAAGGACGUUAAUUUGAUGUUGUUGAUUCUGUCGUUGUUCUUUACAACACCACGCGCUUGUGCGCUCAAAUAGAGAAGUGCGGCGUCAGUAGUUCAGAAGGGCAGGGUACCAUUUGUUAUCACUAAAAACUACGGACUAUGUUUCACUCGCAACGAUGAAAGGAAUUAAGAGUUAACGCUGAGAGUUGCGCAAUAUUACAGUUGAACUUCGCAACGUUAUAUUAUCUCUACAAAAUGUUUAUUCUGGUCGCCCGACUCGUGUGUCUCUAUGCUUUUACGCAUGUCGUUGUCCAUGGGCAAGAUGAAAAGGGAGAGCGCUUUCUUUGUACUGCAGUUCCCAUUAACAAGGAUACAAGUUGCCCCGUGCAGUCUCUGCCUUUUCAGAGUACAACGGCUCAGGAGGAAGAACUCAGGAACACUGUCAUGCAACUUCGAGAGACAGUCUUACAACAAAAGGAGACCAUUAUCAAUCAGUUAGGGACAAUCAAAGAGCUGACGUCUAAACUCUCACGCUGUGAGUCUGAAUCAGAAUCCUUUCGGAAAAACAUCAAGGACACGAUGGAUGAUGUGCCUAAAGACCCGAAUGACACCACUGAUGUUCUUGGAAAGACCAUGCAGACUCUAAAGGAUCGACUAGAAAAUCUUGAGCAACAACAAACACGGGCCAAUAUCUCUGGUGCCUCCUUCCCCAAUGAGCUGAGAAAUCUACUGCAGCGUAGACUGGAGGAUCUGGAGAAUCAACUGCUGAAGAGGGUCAAUGAUCUUGAGGCAGAGAAGACUCAGCUAUAUAAUGAGACAGUAGCUCAUCGCCAGCGCACAGACAAUACCCUGAACUCUCUCAUGAAUAGGCUCUCUGAAUUAGAAAAAGGAGGAGCUGGAUUCAAAUCACCAGAGAAUUUCAAAAUCUCUCUUCCUCUACGAACAAAUUAUCUUUUUGGACAAGUAAAGAAAAGCUUGCCAGAAAUGUACGCCUUCACUAUUUGCAUGUGGCUCAAGUCAAGUGCAAGUCCUGGCAUUGGAACCCCUUUUUCCUAUGGAGUGCCUGGGCAAGCAAAUGAGAUAGUACUGAUUGAAUGGGGCAAUAACCCCUUAGAACUGCUCAUCAAUGACAAGGUGGCGCAACUACCUCUAUCACUGAGUGAUGGGAGGUGGCACCAUGUCUGCAUCACUUGGACUACAAGGGAUGGGCUGUGGGAAGCCUAUCAGGAUGGCCAGAGAUUGGGCACAGGAGAAAACCUGGCCCCCUGGCACCCUAUCAAGCCUGGUGGAGUCCUUAUCCUUGGCCAAGAGCAGGAUGUAGUAGGGGGGCGCUUUGAUGCCAACCAGGCCUUUGUGGGGGAACUGAGCCACUUUAACAUCUGGGAUCGGGUCCUGCGCUCGACGGAUAUCAUUGCAAUGUCAAACUGCUCAUCCUACAUCCCUGGGAAUGUGGUGGCCUGGGUCGAUAGUAAUAUCGAGGUGUUUGGUGGUUCCUCAAAAUUGCCACUUGGACUUUGUGAAGACAGGCUCUUUGACAAUUAAAGGUUUUUGUGGAUAUUAAAGAGAUAUAGUAUAUUGUUAUUCUUUCAUCCUCAGAAAAUAUUUACUCAGACAAGAAGUGGAGGACAGUUUUUAGCAAAAUCAACUUAAAAUCAACCAUAUAUGUACUUGCAUAUGUUCUUGGAUAGAUAAUAACAUACAGAUAAAUGUAAUAUGUGUAGUGGAGCAAUUUCAGUGUAGUUUCAUAUUUGUGGCUGAAGGAAAAUACCCUUAUAAAAAAAAGUACUGCAUUGAUACCAUGGUACAGUCAUGGUAUCUGAUGGUAAAGCCAUGGUACUCAUUGUAUUACCAUAUAUAUGACAUACAUAUGACAUAUAUCAUGGUAAUGUAUGAUUACUACAUCGAUAUACCAUGGUAUUUACAUGGUACUCCAAGGAACAACACUACACUUCACUUCAAGCUUCAAAGGAGUUACCAUGGUACCCAAGAAAGAAAAACAUGACCAAAACAUUUUCAUGGUACCUUUUUUGGAAGUUUAAUUACCCUUUCACGUUCACACAGACACACACGCACACAGUUUUGUUGACAAGAAUCCCCUCUUUUUAUUUAAUGAAAUGAGAACAAGGCCAUUCAUGGUAUAAGAAAGGCUACUUUUGGACCUUGUGUUGUUCAAUUAAAAGAUUUGAAACAGAGGAUUGGUGAAAACAAAUUUACAGUGGUAUUUUUACUUGCACAGUUGUUCCCUUUAGCAUUAGCACAACUGUGAAAGCUACUAUUUUGCACCAUAUCUUUUUAAAAGAUGUCAUAGAAUGUCAUAUGAAUCGAUAUUUAUGUUAGAAUAUUUAGAUUACACUCUUUUUAGAGUCCAAAGCCCACCUUUGUUUAACUGUUUAUGCGGAUUGAAAUGCAUAUUGAAGGUUAUAAAUGCUUUAAAACUGUCAGAUAUUUUAAAGAAAUUUAAUGAAAUGUAAAUUAUAUCGUAAGCUCUAUUUCUUUAAACAUAUAUUUUUAUACCCUCCGUUUGCAGAAUAAAUAUAAUUAAGUGUUGUUUCUUUGUAUGUGUCGUCAUAUUUUGUUUUAUGAAAGGCCUUCUUUUAGAUAACUGUGCCAAUUUUUCGGCAGGGUUUGCUGAACACUGCUAACCUGUCAUUGCCAAUGAAAAAUAAAGAUAGCUCUGAAAUCGUUUUUUCUCUCUCGUCUUGCUCUUUUCACCUUUUUCUCCUGCUACAAUUUUCCCUUUGUGGUUUAACCAUGAUCUGGUGAUUUAUUCAGUAUAUAUAAUAAACUAUAUAUUGGUCAUUGUUUGUUCAUGAUACCUAAUGUAAUAACUGAUGUUAACGAAUGGAAUAUUAUUGUAAAGUGUUCCAGAUUACUUUAAUUUACAUGAUUCUCAUAGGCCUGAAAAUCACAAUUUUAUAAUUCU
Messenger RNA from Myxocyprinus asiaticus (Chinese sucker), 2907 nucleotides. Its product is annotated as neuronal pentraxin-2-like. Lineage: Eukaryota; Metazoa; Chordata; Actinopteri; Cypriniformes; Catostomidae. The transcript has 5 exons. The record is from RefSeq and is a predicted model, not a curated record. The coding region runs from base 240 to 1526 and encodes 428 amino acids.